Molecule: messenger RNA, 1627 nt
Organism: Anthonomus grandis grandis
Lineage: Eukaryota; Metazoa; Arthropoda; Insecta; Coleoptera; Curculionidae
Gene: ldbr
Product: lariat debranching enzyme
Exons: 4
Coding region: 94-1506 (470 amino acids)
Biological process (GO): mRNA splicing, via spliceosome
Cellular component (GO): nucleus
Molecular function (GO): RNA lariat debranching enzyme activity
Source: RefSeq, a predicted model, not a curated record
UUUAGUAAUGCCAAACCUAACCUAUAAACAACAACAUCAACAUUAUUGUUGUGCUUUUUAGUGGUGGUUUAAGGGCUUUUUAACGCGAAAACGAUGAAAAUCGCGGUCGAGGGCUGCGCCCACGGCGAGCUAGAAAACAUUUACGCCGCCAUAAAAGACAUCGAGGACAGGGAAAAGGUCAAAGUUGACCUGUUGAUAUGUUGCGGGGACUUUCAGUCCUCGCGGAACGCUGAGGACUUGGCUUGUAUGGCCGUGCCCCCCAAAUACAGGAGCAUUUGCUCCUUUUACAAAUACUAUAGUGGGGAAAAAACCGCCCCGAUCCUCACGAUAUUCAUCGGGGGCAACCACGAGGCCUCCAACUACUUGCAAGAGCUUCCUUAUGGGGGCUGGGUGGCCAAAAACAUUUACUAUCUUGGGUACGCCGGAGUGGUUAAUAUAGCUGGUGUAAGAAUUGGGGGGCUCUCAGGCAUUUACAAAUCGCACGAUUACAUGAAGGGGCACUUUGAGAGGGCCCCUUACGAUGAAAAUGCCAAAAGGAGUGUCUAUCAUAUAAGAAACCUAGAAGUGUUUCGUCUAAAGCAAUUAUCAAGGGAAAUAGAUGUUUUUUUAUCUCAUGACUGGCCUACUGGAAUCUACCAUCAUGGAAAUGUAAACCAAUUGCUCAAGCGGAAACCGUUCUUCAAAGGAGAGGUGGAUAGCAAUCAGCUGGGGAGCAAACCUUGCGAGGAGCUCCUCCACCAUUUACAGCCAAAAUUCUGGUUUGCCGCCCAUUUGCAUUGCAAGUUUGCCGCCCUGGUCGCCCAUAAGGAUAAUCCCACCCCUACAAGGUUUCUUGCCCUGGAUAAAUGUUUGGUUCGGAGGCAAUUUUUGCAAAUUCUAGACAUACCCCACAUAGAGGGAAAACCUUUCGAUCUGGAAUAUGACUUGGAAUGGUUGACUGUGCUGUUUUUGACCAAUCACUUGUUGAGUGUGAAGAGCGUUAGCAAUUAUAUGCCUGGAAUGGGUAGCCAGGAAAGGUACAAUUUCACCCCCACGGAACAAGAAAAGGACCUGGUGCUGAACAAACUGCAAAAAAACCUUAAAAUCCCGAAAAACUUCCGUCCCACAGCCCCCUCAUACCAGCCGGGGGACAAUAUGAAACACUGCAAACAGCCCGAGCCCAAAUUGAACCCGCAAACGGUGGAAUUCUGCGACAUUUUAGGGAUCGACGACCCGAUUUGCCUCGUUUCCGAGAGUAACAGUCUGAACAUCUCGUUGGACGCGAGUUUUUAUGAAAAUUCGACGUUCAUAAGUAGCGAUUCGGAGUCUGAAGAGGAUGAGGACGAGGAACCGAAAAAGUUGACCCCCAUGAAACUUCCGGAGCCCGUCAACGCGAUUUGUGAGGAGGAAGCGCUCAGAGUGUCUCCGAAAAGGGCCCCCAGUGAGGAGGUGCCGGAGGUCAAAGUCCAGAGCGACACGCCCAAGUUCAAGAGGAGAAACGUGGGCAUUUACGGGGUGGGCAGCUGAUGAGCGCGGUAUUUAUUUUUUGUUUUUAACAUUUGGAUGCAUGUUUUAAAUAAUUUUUGUACAGUGACUUUAUUUAUCGGUUCGGAUUUUAUUCUGUCCGCAAUAAAUCUUUAUAUAUAUA